Molecule: messenger RNA, 2695 nt
Organism: Xiphophorus maculatus (southern platyfish)
Lineage: Eukaryota; Metazoa; Chordata; Actinopteri; Cyprinodontiformes; Poeciliidae
Gene: bco2a
Product: beta,beta-carotene 9',10'-oxygenase-like
Exons: 12
Coding region: 120-1772 (550 amino acids)
Biological process (GO): carotene catabolic process; retinal metabolic process
Cellular component (GO): mitochondrion
Molecular function (GO): carotenoid dioxygenase activity; beta-carotene 15,15'-dioxygenase activity
Source: RefSeq, a predicted model, not a curated record
CAUCAGGAGGGGGCGGAGCAAUUGUACAGCAUAUAAGAAACCCUUCCCACAGUUAUAAACGUUUUAUAAUCGGACAGAUCUCAGAUAAAGCAGAGAGGAUCUGCAACCGUCCAUCAUUCAUGAUGGCUCCUGUUGAGGUGGAGAAUCCAGAUGAGGCCAAAUCUACUGCCAAGACCAAAGUAGCUACAGGACUAGAGAGCAUUGCUCCUCUUAUAAGCACAGUAGAGGAAACCCCUGAACCAAUCACCACCACAAUUAAAGGCUCUAUCCCAGCCUGGAUCAGUGGUAAUUUCCUCCGCAAUGGACCAGGGAAGUUUGAGUUUGGAAAUACGCACUACAACCACUGGUUUGAUGGGAUGGCCAUGCUGCACCAGUUUAAGAUCCAGAACGGCCAGGUGACAUAUAAGAGUCGCUUUCUACAGAGCGACGCCUACAAGAAGAACAGCGAGCGGGAUCGCAUCAUGAUGUCAGAGUUCGGUACCCUGGCGAUGCCUGAUCCAUGUAAAAACUUCUUCCAGAGAUUUCUCUCUCGCUUUGAGAUGAUUGGACCUAUGGACAAUGCAAAUGUGAGCUUUGUGAAAUACAAGGGUGACUACUAUGUCAGCACAGAGUCAAAUUUCAUGCACAAAGUGAACCCGGAAAACCUGGAAACGUUGGAAAAGGUUGAUUGGAGCAAGUUCAUUGCUGUGAAUGGAGCUACUGCUCAUCCCCACUACGACCCAGACGGCACCACCUACAAUAUGGGCAACUCCUAUGGAAGCAAAGGAGCGCUGUACAACAUCAUCAAAGUCCCCCCUGAGAAAACAGAAAGAAAAGACACCCUGCAGGGAGCCAAAGUCCUUUGUUCAAUUGUUCCAGCAAACAAGUCCCAUCCCUCCUACUACCACAGCUUUGCCAUGUCCGAGAACUAUGUGGUUUUCAUCGAGCAGCCAAUUAAGAUGGACCUCCUGAAGAUAGUCACCUGCAAGAUCAGAGGAAAGGCUUUGAAUCAGGGAAUAUACUGGGAUCCAAAGCUGGAAACUGUUUUCCAUCUCAUUGACAAGCGUUCAGGAGAGGUCAUUCCCAUGAAGUAUCACACCAAAGCCAUCUCCAUCUUCCAUCAGAUCAAUGCCUUCGAGGAGGACGGCUUCCUGAUGCUGGAUAUGUGCUGCUCAGAUGGCGGCCAGGCCAUCAGCAACUACCUCAUCCAGAACUUACGCAAAUCAGGAGAGGCACUAGAUGAACUGUAUAACACCAGUGACAGGACUUUCCCACGGCGUUUUGUUCUGCCCCUAAAUGUGACCAGUGACACCCCAACAAACCAGAACUUGAACACUCGGCCUUCCAGUAAAGCAACAUGCAUCAAAAUCAGUGUCAACAAGGUUUUCUGCCAACACGAGGAUCUCCAUGGAGAUGACCUGUAUGAGUACGGUGGCCUGGAGUUCCCACAAAUCAACUACAGCAAAUUUAACACCAGACCAUAUCGUUACUUUUACGGCUGUGGCUUCAGACACAUGGUGGGAGACUCCCUGCUCAAGAUGGACUUGAAGGACAAGACACUUAAGGUCUGGCAACAGAAGGGUUUCUACCCAUCAGAGCCGGUGUUUGUGCCAUCGCCUGAUGCUACGGACGAGGAUGCUGGAGUCAUUCUGUCAGUGAUUCUCACACCUUCACAGGAUAAAGGGACAUUUCUCCUGGUUUUGGAUGCAAAAACGUUUGAGGAGCUGGGAAGAGCUAAUGUGCCUGUUAACAUGGCUUAUGGCUUCCAUGGUGCCUUCUCCGCCUCUCCAUAAACCACUGCCUUCUACAGUAACAGCAUUAAAGUUACUCCAUAUAAUGCAACUGGUACAAAUCAAGUAGUACGCAAAAAUAAACAGUAUUCCGUAGGCCACAAAGUUGCUGUUACAAUGUGCACUUACUUUCUUAGCUACACCUUCUAGCACUUGUGUUUGUCUUCAGAGUUGUUUUAAUUCUUCAUGGCGCACUUUCAGCAAAGUGUCCGAAACAAUCCGCAAAGGUUUUUGUCAUGAUGUGAAUCUUGUUGGAUGUAGCAGCUCAACUCAAGACUCCUCUGAUCUGAUCUGUUAUUUUGUCAUUUUAAUGAGCAGGUAUGAAUUGCAGCCGUAGUUUCUUGUUCUUAGCUGACAGCAGUGGCACCCAUUGUGGUUUGCAGCCUUUUCCCUUGAAGGUACGAUAUGUCAUGCAUUCAGAGAUGCUAUUCAGUUUUUUGAAACAUUCAGACAAGCCUCGUCUGCAACCAAAAUUAUGCCAUCUUCAAAUUCACUUCCGCUAUUUUUCCCAUUCUGAACUUCAGGAAGUCGUUUUCACCACGUCUAAAUGUUUACAAGCACCAAGUUGCUGCCAUGUUUUGGCUGAUUUGCCUUUUGUCUCGCGCAAUUGAAAAAAUUUGCCUAAAAAGAUGCCUGCGCGUGAACAAAUGUUUAAGCGAUUCACUUUUUAUACUGACUAAAUGCUACUAACAUAUCAUUUGCUUUCUUGAAAUUUUUGCCUAUAAGCCUAUUAACUUAUUUUCUUUCCUUUUUACACAUUAGCUCAAAACUGACAAGUUGUUCCUAAGGACGCAGUAGUAUUAAAUAAGUUGCCAAAGUCAAUUGCCUUUGUACAAUUUUUUCUUUACCAUUUUUGUACUUAAAUAUUUGUAUUCACGUCUACAUUUUCUAUCAACGAAGUUAUAAUUAAACUUUUAAUUCGCUAA